Messenger RNA from Camellia sinensis, 794 nucleotides. NCBI's taxonomy places the organism in Eukaryota, Viridiplantae, Streptophyta, Magnoliopsida, Ericales, Theaceae. The record is from RefSeq and is a predicted model, not a curated record.
GAGAGGGUGAGAGUAUUUGUCAUGCUCUGUUGUAGAGAGAGAGCCUCUGCUUUUUCUAGAGAGAGAGACAGGGACUCAACAAAUGGCGCCCAGAGGGAGAACUCGAAAGCCGGGUCUGACGAGAAUGGACGCAGCAAUUGAUCAAUUGGUACCCUAUGGGUUUACCAGGAACCAGGUUAGGAGAACCGUCAAUCAACUUCUUAAGGUAUACGGUGGAGAUGAUGGGUGGCCUUUUAUCGAAGCUAAUGCGUACAUUCUGGUCAUUGAAACGAUUCUUUCUAAUCAAGAAGAGGAAGUACAAGGAGAUAAAUCCAAUGGAGAGGAAAUCAUGUUGUUGGAUGAGCCAUUGCAGGUUGAACGAGCUGGAGACUGUUCUGAAGCAGCUGAUGCUGGGCCUUCAAGUCAAAUUCUUGCAUCUACAUCCUCUGAGGUUGCAGAUGCUGCUGCACCUAUCAGUCAAGUUCUUGCACUUACAUGCUCUGAGGUUGUAGAUGCUGCUGCACAGACUACUGAAACCGGUAAACCUUUUCCCCUUACUAUCUCAUUUUCAGUUUUCAAUGGUGUUAGAUUUUUAUGUGCAAGAAAAUUAGCUGCUGACAUUUUUGGAUGAGCAAUGCAAGUCAAUCGAACUGGGUAAAAAGCAAAAAUCAUUUUUCCGUCUAAAAAUUAUGAGUAAGCUGAACAAUGUUUAGGAAUGGUGCAUACUAUGAACUUUCACGUUUCUUUACAUUCUGACAUAACUCAUAAAAAGAUGUGCAUUUUGGAGUAAAAAAGCUCCAUUACUUUCCUCAUUA